UUGGCUUGGCUUGGGUCUUCUUUCUCCACGUGGGUCUCCCUUCCUUCCUCUCUCUUCCUUCUUUCCUUCCUUUCUUCCCCUCAGAGAGGCCACCAUGCUCCUCGCCCGGGCCUUGCUCUCCUCGGCGUCCAUGGCUCCCAGAAGCCUCCACCGUCUCCUCCCUUCGCGGCCUUUGGCGCCUUUCGGCCUCCGACUACUAGGCCCCGACGCAGCCUCGGCCUCGAUUAGGCCCCUCGCCCGCUCCUUGUGGCUCCCCCGCGGGGCAGCGGCAACGCAAGCCCGAGGCCCCUUCCCCCUUCUCCUCCGCCCCGCUUCGCCUGCUUUCUCCUGCGCCUGCGGAGGACUUCACACCGAAGGUGACAAAGCUUUUGCGGAGUUUCUGACCGAUGAAAUCAAGGAGGAGAAGAAAAUCCAGAAGCACAAGUCCCUGCCCAAAAUGUCCGGAGGUUGGGAGCUGGAUGUCCAAGGCACGGAGGCCAAGCUCACGCGGAAAGUCGCCGGCGAAAUGGUCACGGUUUCCUUCAACAUCAACAAUAGCAUCCCACCAAGUUUCGACGAAACCCCAGAAGGACAGAAACCUGAUGAGCAAGAGCCAGAGCUCACAUCUACCCCAAACUUUGUGGUGGAGGUAACCAAAGAUGACACAAAGCAGACGCUUGUGCUGGACUGCCACUACCCUGAGGACGAGGUUGGUCACGGAGAGGAGGAGGAGGAGAGCGACAUUUUCUCCAUCCGGGAGGUCAGCUUCCAGCCCGCUGGAGAGUCAGAAUGGCGGGAGAACAAUUAUACCCUCAACACAGAUGCUCUCGACUGGGCUCUGUAUGACCACCUGAUGGAUUUCUUGGCCGACCGAGGAGUGGACAAUACGUUUGCAGAUGAGCUUGUCGACCUCAGCACAGCGCUGGAGCACCAAGAGUACAUCCGGUUCCUUGAAGACCUCAAAGGCUUUGUCAAAUGCCAGUAGGCCGGAAGAUGUGGUGGCCUACGUCUUCCCAAGGGUCUUUUGUCACCAUCCUUUUUGCAGUCAAAGGUUGGACUCGGGUUUAUAUAGCCCCCAGGCAACUAGCCAGAGAGAGCUGAAGUGCCACAGUUGGGGUUUAAAAUACACAUCAUGAAAGGGAACAUCAAAUUGUUCUAGAACCCGCAAGCGGCCAUUUUGUAGAACUGACUUGAGACGUAGUUUGGCUCCGAAGCUUAUCAGAGAAGAUGGCUGCCUGCUGUUUCCAGGACAAGGACCGAAUGUGUGUUUGGUUUUUUGUACAAUUUAAGGAGGACAGUAAAUGAUGUCAGAAUAAAAGCUACUGAAUACUCUUGA
This is a messenger RNA of Sceloporus undulatus (fence lizard), 1315 nucleotides long. It is a transcript of the gene C1QBP, whose product is annotated as complement C1q binding protein. The record is from RefSeq and is a predicted model, not a curated record. Gene Ontology annotation, cellular component: mitochondrial matrix. Bases 95 to 964 code for a protein of 289 amino acids. Gene Ontology annotation, biological process: cytosolic ribosome assembly. The transcript has 6 exons. Lineage: Eukaryota; Metazoa; Chordata; Lepidosauria; Squamata; Phrynosomatidae.